AUGGCGCCGCUGGGGAAGAAGGAGCUCCUCCGCUGGGCGGCGGAGGCGAGCGGGGUGCGCCCCUGCGACAAGUACGCCGACCUGCGCGACGGGGUGGUGCUGCUGGCGCUCGCGGCCCGCCUGUUUCCCGCCAGCGUCGACCCGCGCCCGGCGCGGCGCGGCCCGGUCGACGCCGCACGGAACUGGGAGGCACUGCGGCGCGUGAUGGGGCGGCAUGGGCUGCCGCUGCACCUCUGCGACCGCCGGGCGGUGGCGGCCGGCCACGCCCGGCACUGCUUCAACCUGCUUGUGCUCUUCUACUUCCUCGCCCGCCUCGCCCAGGACUCGGAGUUCUCCGUCGACUUCGCCAACCCCGUCGACGCCGGCGUGGCGGCGUUCCUGCAGUCGCCGCGGAGUCUGCGCUGCGUCGGGAAGCUCCCCGCGGCGUGCGACGAGCCACCACCACCGCCAGCGUCGUCCGCCUCACCUCCUCCUCCGCCUUCUCCCUCGUUGCCUGCCACCGCUGCGGCGGAGGAGAAGGAGGGGGAGGAAGUUGGUGCCGCGACGUGCUUGCCGCCCGCAGCGUCGCCGGGGACCGCCGCCAAUAACUGCAGCGACGCGGAGGCGCAGGUAGGUCGCUGCUGCGGCGACGACGGCGGCGGCGUGGCGGACCUGCAGAGCCUGCGGCUUGCCAACGCGCGGCUGCAGGAGGAGCUGGAGCACGUGCGGGCCACCUCGCGGUUGAUGCUGGCGCAGCAGCGGGCGCUCCUGGCGGGGGAGGUGGCGCGGACGGCGGAGCAGUUCGAGGUGCGCCUCGCCCUGCUGCGCCUGGAGCGGGACCACGAGGUGCGGCAGUGCCUGCUCGAUGUGCGGGAGGCCUACGACGGCUUUCUUCGCGACGCGCUGGAGAAGGCGCCGCCGCUGCCCGGCACGUCCACUGCCGCAGACGCAGACGUCCCGCCAGGCGUGUCAUUGGCCGCCCACAGGGCGCUGGAGGGCAAGGCGCGCGCCUACGCCCAGGAGCUGGCGGAGGCGCGCGACACCGUGCAGCAGCUCCGCGGCGCCCUGCAGCUGCAGCGCGACCGCCACGAGGCGUUUGCGGAGCGCGUCUGCCACAUCUGCGCCACGGGCCCCGCCGACGGCGCGGCCUCGGACGAGGACGGGCUGGUGCAGAUGAUCGAUGGCAUGCUAGAGGCGCAGCCGCAGCCGGUGCGGGCGGCGGUGGCGCUGCGGCUGAGGACGCUGCUCGCGCAGGCGCAGGCGGGCGACGCCGCCCAGUCGCAAAGCGAGACGCACGCCGAGGAGGGAGCGGCGGCGUGUUGCGGCGCAGGCGGUGACGGGGCGCCCCUGGCGGACGCCAAGGUGCGGCAGCUUCGCACGCAGGUAGAGCGACUCCGACAGGCAAACCAGUUCCUGCGGCAGCAGCAUUUGCCGCCGCCACGCCCGGACUUGAACGCGGUGCCUUUGGCCGACGGCUUGGAGGCGCCGUCGUGCACGAUUGACGCCGAGACGUGCGACGCCAUCUGCGUUCGCGCCAGCGCGGUGGUGGAGGCCCACACACCCGUCGACUCCCUUGUGCGGCAGGAGAUGCGGCGUCUCGUGCUUGCGGUGCAGAUUCUGCAGGCCCGCGUGCAGACCGCGGCGGACGCUCUUCUGGUGUACAGGGACAAGCAGCAGGGCCUACACGAGCAGCUGCUGUGCCUGCAGGAGCAGUGCGGGUCGGAGGCGCACGCGCAGGCCCGCGCCGCGGAAGUGCGGCUGGAGGAGCAGCGACAGCUGCAUGGGGCGAGGGAGGCCGCCCUCACCACGCAGCUGCGUCUCGUGGAGGAGCGCGCCCAGCGGCGGGAGUCCGCCGCGGCGGCGCUGCACGAGCGGGCCCGCGAGAUGUUCUCCGCCUGCGCCUCGCUGCAGCAGCAGCUGCCCGGCCUCAGCGGCGGCGGUGCGGCGGCGGAGGCGCUGCGGCGGGUUUUGGCGGACGCCACUGACGCGCAGCGCACCCGCGACGCGAUGGAGGCCGCCCUCAGCGAGCUGAGCGGCGAGGUGGCGGCGCUGCGCCACGACCGCGCGCAGCAGGAGCAGACGGUGGGAUCCCUGCAGACCUCCCUCGCGGCGGCGGAGGCUGCUGUGCGGGAGGCGCGCGCGGCGGCGAACGCGGCGGGGGAGGCGGCGGCGGUGGAGGUGGACGCCUGUCGCCGGUACAUCGGCCGGGUCCGGGAGCUGCUGCUGACGACGCCGAUGGCGAAGGUUUCGCCGCCCGCGCCACCGCCGAGCCUCACGGGCCCGGCCGCCACAACAACAACGCCGCCGCCGCAGGCGACGCGGCAGACACGCGACACGGCGGCGGCGGCGGCGACCCCGUCGCUGCUCUCCGCGGAGGAGCUGGAGCGGCGCAAGCGGGCCAUCCUCAGCAAAGUACGGCUUUGCGAAUAG
Molecule: messenger RNA, 2409 nt
Organism: Trypanosoma conorhini
Lineage: Eukaryota; Euglenozoa; Kinetoplastea; Trypanosomatida; Trypanosomatidae
Exons: 1
Coding region: 1-2409 (802 amino acids)
Molecular function (GO): protein binding
Source: RefSeq, a predicted model, not a curated record